Sinocyclocheilus rhinocerous is the source of this 3803-nucleotide messenger RNA. Its product is annotated as oxysterol-binding protein-related protein 2-like. The transcript is spliced from 14 exons. NCBI's taxonomy places the organism in Eukaryota, Metazoa, Chordata, Actinopteri, Cypriniformes, Cyprinidae. The coding region runs from base 145 to 1548 and encodes 467 amino acids. Gene Ontology annotation, cellular component: plasma membrane; cytosol; perinuclear endoplasmic reticulum. The record is from RefSeq and is a predicted model, not a curated record. Gene Ontology annotation, molecular function: cholesterol binding.
CCCCGCUGUCAGUCUUCCCAAACUGGGCUCUUAUUUUCUGUCCCACCGGAGACAGGAGCGAUUCAGCUUUACAUUACUGAAAGAACACAUUCAAACUGUGAAACAAUGCCUUCUGAUUGACAUCAACAGCAGUAACUGUCCAUCAUGAACAGCGAGGAAGAGUUCUAUGAUGCUGAGACAGGUUUAGAAUCAGACGACUCAUGUGAAGUCAGCUUUAAAGAUGCCUGUGUCUAUGAGAGCAAGCAGACAGUGAAUGGCAAAGUGCCGUCUGAAAAUGGAGUAUGGGAGAGGCGAACUACUCUGCCAGCGCCCAUGUUCUCCAGAAAUGACUUUAGUGUAUGGGGCUUCCUGAAGAAAUGCAUUGGAAUGGAGCUGUCCAAGAUAACAAUGCCUAUUGUUUUCAACGAACCGCUGAGCUUCUUGCAGAGGAUUACAGAGUACAUGGAACAUACAUACCUCAUCCAUAAAGCUUGUACACUUUCUGACUCUAUAGAGCGUAUGCAGCUUGUUGCCGCAUUCGCCGUUUCUGCUGUUGCAUCGCAAUGGGACAGAACUGGAAAACCUUUUAACCCUUUAUUAGGAGAGACUUUUGAACUCACACGGGAUGAAGAGGGUUACCACAUGAUCUCAGAACAAGUGAGCCACCAUCCACCAAUCAGCGCCUUCUACUCAGAGUCACUCAAUCAGGACUUCUCGUUUCACGGCUCCAUCUACCCUAAACUAAAAUUAUGGGGGAAGAGUGUGGAGGCAGAGCCUAAAGGCACCAUGACACUUGAGCUCUCCAAGCACAGAGAAGCUUACACAUGGACGAACCCUAUGUGCUGUGUGCAUAACGUUAUUCUAGGUAAACUGUGGAUUGAGCAGUAUGGGACAGUGGAGAUUGUCAACCACAGCACUGGGGACAAGUGUGUGCUGAAUUUUAAGCCAUGCGGCAUGUUUGGCAAAGAGCUGCAUAGGGUAGAGGGACAUAUCCAGGACAAGAGUAAAAAGAAGCAUCAGGUUAUCUAUGGGAAGUGGACUGAGUGUGUAUAUAGCAUUGAACCAAAAGUCUAUGAAGUCAACAAGAAAGCAGAGAAGAAAAGCGGAGGAGAUUCCAAGAAGCACAAGCAGGAGCAGAGUACAGGGGGUGAUGAUGCAGAUGAAAUGCCAGAUGUCCAGGAAACAGUUACUAUGAUCCCAGGCAGUACGCUGCUAUGGAGAGUAGCCCCUCGACCGCCACACUCGACACAGAUGUAUAACUUUACUAACUUUGCCAUGACGCUUAAUGAGCUGGAGCCUGGCAUGAUUGGAGUCAUAGCACCAACAGACUGUCGUUUGCGUCCUGACAUCAGAGCUAUGGAGAAUGGGGAUAUCGAUACUGCAAGUCAAGAGAAGGAGAGAUUGGAAGAGAAGCAGAGAGUUGCCAGAAGAGAGCGUGCUAAAGACGAGGAAGAAUGGUCUACGAGAUGGUUCCAGCAAGGCAAUAAUCGGUACACUGGAGCUGCAGACUGGAUCUACAAGGGAGGUUACUUUGACAGGAGGUACUCUGACCUUCCAGACAUCUACUGAUUCGGUUGGGAAGACUGAAAGAGUCUUGUGAUUCAUCCUUUGCUUCACCCAAUCCAUAUCAUCUCCUCUCCUUAAACUCUUUUCAUUUUGUUCAUCGGAAUGUGAGAUUCAUGUGAACAGUUUUUGGACAAAGCCUCUCCACGAGUUCCACUCUUUACUAGAAUCUGAAAAUUUAGUGUGAAUGGAUUUAUUUAUUUUGAGAGGUAGGGAAUGCCUUAAUCAUUCACUGUUUUCUUUUUCAUGUAUGUUAGGUUAUAAGUUAAACAUUCUGUGCAAACCUCAGUAUGUUUAGAAAUGGCUAGUUUAUGUACAGUAUGUGCUAACCUACCUUUCCAUGCGUCUCGCUAGUUACACUCAGGUGUUCAGUUUAUGGGUACAAGUGGUUAGUGAUGGCAUCACUGCGAUGCCAUCUGUGAUUUUUUUAUUUUUUUUGUCAUUGUUGAAAUGUGAGGCUGCUCAGAACCUAUUAGGAGAGCAUAAUUUUGUGUUUUUGUUCAAACUAAUGCUAUUUUAUCAUCUCUAUUAUUUGCUUUUUUCCUUAUCUCAGAAAUAUGACCUCUGUUUGUGGUAUGUAUGAUGUGCAGGAACUUCACAGUUAAAGAUUCUGCCUGAUUUUGAGUACCUGAGAAUGAAAAGGAGUUUAUUUAAAUUUUUUUUCGAAUUAUCCCACCUUAGUUCAGAAAUUAUUGUUAUGUCUCACUGAUAUGGCUCUUGGGCCAUUUUUCACCAUCUCCGUUGGACAGGGGAGUUUUCUAAAACUAGUAUUCUCAUUCCUCACACGUGGAGUUUUUUUUAUUGUUAAAAAGCUCUUAUAACAAAAAUCCUAUUACAUCCUAGCAUUGAUGUUUUGAGUGUUUAUGGUUGCCAAAGUGACUGCUCUUGUAGAAAUUAAAGCCAAAUAACUCGUCAGGACUGCAGUGUUGAGUGAUACAAAUGAAAUGGAGGUGGGUGCUAAUCUUUCUUUUAUUUCAGCACUUAAUGGCUCACGAAUGUCAAGGUGCUUCACCUUAGCCCACAUAAAUUCACGUGCUUUUUGCCAUACAGCAAAUUUCAUUCUGCAAGGACUAAUUUUUUUUUCCAGACAUACAAAUCAUAGACGUGAUGACCUCAGAGGAUCAUGAAAGACAUCACUGUCUUUUAUUUCGAAACUUUAAACAAUACUGUGAUUUUAACACUCACAAAUCUCAGAAGCUAUGCAAACAUUGAUGGGAAUGUCUGUCUAUGAAUUGUACAAUUUAAUGUGUCAAUAAGCUCCACUGUUUAUGUAAAAUACUUUGGUUGGCCUAGCGCAAAGGUGUCAAGCAUGCUAGUACUUUUGCUGAUGGUUUUACACAUUAUUACUGGCUGUUUUGCACAGCCUAAAGUUGGUUAGGUGGAGACACAGGUAUAUGUAGCUGCAGUGAUUAAUAACACUGUUAUCUAAUUAUUAGAAAUGUUUAUCAUUCACACUUAAUGGGAGUUCAUCAUCUGUUGUGUAGCACAAGAAUAUUUGUCUUUAAUAUGUUUCAUGUAGUGCGUACAGUUCCAAAAGCCAAGCUUCGGGCCAUGACAAAGAAUUAACUACAAUUUAUUUCCCUCUGUAUUUUAUACACUAUAUUGUGGCAUGUCUAAACAUACAUUAUUUAAUCUCACUAUCAAUGCUUACUAGCAGUUAGAAAUAUCAGUAUAUUAUUCCACCAGCUGCUAACGUAAUGUCUUUUAAAGCCCUUGAAAUCAUGAGACAUUAAAAAAUGACUUAUCCAAAUUGUCUCAUUAUUUUGUGCUGUGCUUAUCAGCUAUUCCUAUAGCAAUCACAUCAAGUUAAUAUACAAGUAAACCUGGUCACAUUGAUUGCAACUAUGUAAAGCAAUCAUACACUCAGAAUUUUCAAGUCAUUCUGUCUGUGUUAUUAUUAAGCUGUUGAUAUUGGUCGUGACACUAAGGAUUAAUUGUUUCUGUUGUGAAACUCACUAUUUCACAGAUAGAAGCCCAAAUUAUACCUCUGUGGUGCUAUGACGGCUUUACAUAAUUGUACAUGAAGUACUGUGACUUUAUACUAUAUUUGUAUAGAUCACGUGAAAUGCACUUAAACUGUCUUAUGAAUCUGCUAAUUUGUAAACUUGCGAUAUUAAUGAUAUAUGUGAGACCUCACUAAGAAACUUCAGUUUGCUCUUUUGUGUCUGAAGGGAAUUGACAAGCAUCAGUUCGAGAUUUCUGACAAAACAUUUGGGAGAAGCUUCAGCUUCAGGCAUGUGUUUGAUGGUGGGAACGUUUGU